Molecule: messenger RNA, 1567 nt
Organism: Quercus robur (English oak)
Lineage: Eukaryota; Viridiplantae; Streptophyta; Magnoliopsida; Fagales; Fagaceae
Product: CRS2-associated factor 2, mitochondrial
Exons: 5
Coding region: 131-1219 (362 amino acids)
Biological process (GO): Group II intron splicing
Molecular function (GO): RNA binding
Source: RefSeq, a predicted model, not a curated record
UUUUGAUUUCCCCUAAAAAAGAGAGACUCAUUUUUUGUUUGCCUUGGCUGAUGGCUCGUCCUCCUCAGUCCUAACCCUGAUAGUCUUGAGAGAGUGCUACUAGCGAAAAAACAAGUCCCAAUUUCUUCAAAUGCUAAAGCUCUUGUUAUGGCGUCAUUCAACUCAUCAAACUCACAAACUAACUCGUUUCCUUAGCCAAUCCCUAUCUAAUGAUCCUUACGACCCUCCAUUCUCUCCUACGUCUAAACCCCAAAAACCCAAGAACAAAACCAAACACAAAACCCAAAACAAAGACCAGAAUUCCAAGCCCGAACCGAAAUUCCCUCUCAAGUCUGACCUCCCCUUUGACUUCAAAUACUCCUACUCAGAGACCAACCCAUCGUUGGAGCCAAUCGGAUUCAGAGAACCACCGAGGUUCUCUCCUUUUGGGCCAGGUCGGCUUGACCGGAAAUGGACUGGGACGUGUGCCCCGACCCAACAACAGGAAGUGGACCCGGAAAGAGUGGCGGAGGAGAGGAACCAGGUUCUUGGGGACCCACUUACGGAGGAGGAAGUAGCGGAGCUAGUGGAGAAGUAUCGGCACAGUGAUUGUUCUCGCCAAAUCAAUCUGGGGGUGGGAGGAGUUACUCACAACAUGUUGGAUGACAUCCACAACCAUUGGAAAAGGGCUGAAGCUGUGAGGAUCAAGUGCUUGGGUGUGCCAACCCUUGAUAUGGAUAAUGUUUGCUUCCACCUUGAGGAAAAAUCUGGGGGGAAGGUUAUCUAUCGGCACAUUAACAUCCUUCUGUUAUACCGAGGUCGAAACUAUGAUCCAAAGAAUCGGCCAGUUGUUCCUCUUAUGCUGUGGAAACCAUAUGCCCCUAUAUAUCCAAAGCUUGUGAAGAAUGUUGCUGAUGGAUUAACAUUUGAAGAAACAAAGGAAAUGAGAAACAGAGGACUGAAUUCUCCCUCGCUAAUGAAACUUUCCAGGAAUGGUGUGUAUGCGAAUGUCGUGGAGAGAGUAAGGGAGGCCUUUGAGACAGUCGAGGUGGUGAGACUAGACUGUACCCAUGUUGGUACCAGUGAUUGCAAAAAAAUAGGUGUGAAAUUAAGGGAUCUGGUACCAUGUGUCCCUAUUUUGUUCAAGGAUGAGCAGAUAAUACUUUGGAGUGGGAAGAGAGAUGAGGAACAGGAAUCUAACCUAUCAAAGGAAGUUACAAGUGUACAAAUGUUUGAGUGAGGCUCUAGAAUUUGCUAGACUUAUUUUUACAUCAGAUCUUGCAGACAAUUGUUUCAUCUUCUCAAGCAAACAGAGAUAGAAGAAUUGGUCCACAGAGUUGCUGCGAUAACGAUAUUGUUGGAUUGAUCAGAUCUGAAGGCCUCCUCAAUAUGUAGUAGGAUUCCCAUCUCCUUGGCUAGACAUGUUAGCACAACAGAAGUUGUCUAUCUGCUGCCAUUUAAAUUCAUGCCAUUACCAAUCUGUACAAAUUAAAAGCCAAUAGAUCUGAAAGGCUUGUAUCAUUUAUAUCACCUCUGCAACUCCUGACCCACCUAAAAUAAUUGAUAAGAAUUUCUUACAUUUUGCUUA